Molecule: messenger RNA, 3945 nt
Organism: Trichoderma virens Gv29-8
Lineage: Eukaryota; Fungi; Ascomycota; Sordariomycetes; Hypocreales; Hypocreaceae
Product: glycoside hydrolase family 18 protein
Exons: 3
Coding region: 160-3456 (1098 amino acids)
Biological process (GO): carbohydrate metabolic process
Cellular component (GO): extracellular region
Molecular function (GO): chitinase activity
Source: RefSeq, a predicted model, not a curated record
CUGUCAACCUCAGAGACGGCUCGGUUCCUAGGCCAAGUUGCAGACGGUUUCGUUUGCGUCCUUUCGUUGAUCUUAGAAUCAUCAUCACACUCAUUCUUUUCCUGGCUUCGGCCACCUUACAGUCUUUCUCUAGUAUAAUCUGGACAGUCAGUCAUUAAUAUGGUUUCCGCAAGGGCUGGUGUUGCGGCCUUUGGCCUCCUCAACGGCUACUGGGGACAAACCGCACUCGAGAGUAUUAAGCCGUACUGCGAUAGUGGUAUUGAUUCCAUCACUCUUGGUUUUGUUAACAAUGCCCCUGGCCCCUCUGGGUAUCCCGGUAUCAACUUCGGACCCAACUGCUGGGCAGAUUCAUAUCCUGACCCCGUAACUGGCUUGCCCACACAACUCUUGAGCCAUUGCAUGGGCCUUCAGCAAGAUAUUCCUUACUGCAGAUCCAAGGGUGUCAAGGUCAUUCUCAGUAUCGGAGGAGUGUACAGCAACUCUACUCUCUUCCCUUCCAACUACAAAGUUACAGACAACACCACAGCCACCAACUUUGCCACCUUCCUUUACAAUGCUUUUGGUCCUUACAACCCAAACUGGGGAGGCCCUCGCCCUUUUGACCAGAGUGCCAUUCUCCACACCCAAGUUGAUGGUUUCGAUUUUGACAUUGAGCCGCCGAACGACCAAACUUGGGCAAUGGCGCCUUACAUCAAGAUGGUUGAGACGUUCCGUUCUAUUGAUUCGUCGUUGAUUUUGACUGCUGCCCCCCAAUGCCCUACCAACCCUCAAUUCUUUGUCUUGAAGGACCUGAUUCAACAAGCCUCCUUUGACAAGCUUUUCAUCCAGUUUUACAACAACCCGUCGUGUGAUCCCAUUCCUGGAAACUCGGCCGGCGAUAAGUUCAACUACGAUGACUGGGAGGCCAUUGUUGCCGGUAGCGCCAAGAGCAAGUCGGCUAAGCUGUACAUUGGUCUUCAGGCCAAACCGGCAGCCCCAGGGUCAUUCGAGACAGGCUAUGUUGACCCAAAUGCUGUGAAGAGCUUGGUCUGCCAGUACAAGGACAGGGCGCACUUUGGUGGUCUUUCCCUGUGGGAUUAUUCUCUUGGUAACCAAAACAACAUCAACGGAACGACUUUUAACCAGUGGGCGCUCGAGGCGCUGCAGGUCGGAUGUAACCCCUUCCCUACCACCACCACCUCGGCAACUACGGUUUCUAGCACAAAGGCCUCGACGACCUCUACGACCUCCAAGGCUUCGUCGACGACUAGCAAGGCGACCACUACGUCCAAGGCUUCGUCGACGACCAGCAAGGCGAGCACCACAUCCAAGGCGUCUUCCACCACCUCCAAGGCAAGCUCUACUUCUAAAGUAAGCUCUACCUCUAAGGCAUCGACAACUUCCAAGGCGUCUACGACCUCCAAGGCUUCUACUACCUCGAAGGCGUCGACCACCUCGAAGGCUUCGACCACUUCCAAGGCUUCAACCACUUCCAAGGCUUCAACCACUUCCAAGGCUUCAACCACUUCCAAGGCUUCAACCACUUCCAAGGCGUCUUCUACGACCUCCAAGGCGUCUUCUACGACCUCCAAGGCCUCCACGACCUCCAAGGCAUCAACAACUUCCAAGGCGUCUUCCACCACCUCAAAAGCCUCUACAACUUCCAAGGCCUCCACGACCUCGAAGGCAAGCUCUACUUCCAAGGCAUCGACAACUUCUAAGGUGUCCACGACCUCUAAGGCUUCUACCACCUCAAAGGCGUCCACCACCUCAAAGGCCAGCACUACUUCCAAAGUAAGCUCCACCUCCAAGGCGUCUACGACCUCCAAGGCUUCUACUACCUCCAAGGCGUCUACGACUUCUAAGGCUUCCACUACCUCGAAGGCAUCCACCACCUCGAAGGCGUCUACCACUUCAAAGGCCAGCACUACUUCUAAAGUAAGCUCCACCUCCAAGGCUUCUACUACCUCGAAGGCGUCCACCACUUCCAAGGCUUCUACGACCUCGAAGGCGACCACCACUUCUAAGGCAUCUUCCACUUCCAAGGCGUCUUCUACCUCCAAGGUGUCCACGACCUCCAAGGCAAGCUCCACUAGUAAGGCGUCUUCAACUUCCAAGGCCUCCUCAACUUCCAAGGCCUCCUCAACUUCUAAAGUUUCUUCCACCUCCAAGGCCUCCUCCACCUCUAAGGCGAGCACUACCUCCAAGGCCUCCACCACGUCAAAGGUGUCUACAACCUCCAAGGCCAGCUCUACUUCCAAGGCCAGCACGACAUCCAAGGCGAGCUCUACCGUGAAGCCUAGCACCACUUCCAAGGCAAGCUCUACUUCUAAGGCCAGCUCUACCGUAAAGCCUAGCACUACUUCCAAGGUCAGCUCAACUGUGAAGCCUAGCACCACCUCGAAGGUUAGUUCUACCUCCAAGGCGAGCUCUACCGUGAAGCCUAGCACCACCUCCAAGGCCAGCUCUACUUCCAAGGCAAGCACCACUUCCAAGGCGUCUACCACUUCCACCAAGCCCACCACUUCUGCCAAGCCUACGACUUCUACCACGUCGGUGAAGGCGUCGACUUCAAGCAAGCCUACGGUGCCGGCCUCCAGCACGAAUGUGGGUAGGGAUGUGACUACCACCACCUCUUCUGCCGUCGUGUACCCCACGACAACGAGCAAGUGGUCCAACUCGACAAUCUCCCGCGGCCCGGCCACAACGACCCCUGCUGGCUCUGCGACUGUUUCCCUCACGACAAGCACUGUUUACACCACGUCUGUGCACACCGUUACCAAGUGCCCGCCCUACGUCACCGACUGCCCGGCAGGAGGUUAUGUGACCACGGAGACUAUUGCUCUGUACACUACCGUCUGCCCCGUCAGCGAGGCAACUCAGACCGCCGCGCCUGUGACUACCGAGGCUUCCCAGCCUUGGACCACCAGCACCGUGUACACGACCAGAGUCUACACCAUCACAUCUUGCGCUCCUGAUGUCACCAACUGCCCAGCGAACCAAGUCACGACGGAGACGAUUCCAUUGUACACCACUGUGUGCCCUGUGACGGCAACUGCUACUGGCACCCCUGUCGGACCUGGUAGUGUCGAGUUCCCUCAAAACACCGACAUUGGCCAGCCUUCCGGGGGUGCUCCAGUCGUUGAGGCUGCCUAUCCCACUGGCCCCAGCAGCAUCCAAACCCUUGCCAAGCCCACCACCUCUGUUGGCGCUCCCCAAGGUCCUUAUGGUGGAAGCAGUGUUGCCACCAGCUCUCCAAGCAAGCCAGCCUACCCCGUGGGUUCUGGAUCUCCCAGCUACCCUAGCAGCGGCCCUGGCAACGCGUCGCCUUCUGGAUCGCCUUCUGGAAGCUGGAGUGGCGUGCCCGUUGGUCCUUCUACGAUCCCUAGCAUCCCCGGGACAAGCGGUGCUUCUAUGAUGAGUGCUAGCCUGCUUGGUUUGGUCAUGGCUGUGGCCGCACAUGUUUUUGUUCUGUAGAAGAUAGACGUGCUCGAUUUUUGCAUUUUACGGAUGGGUUUUCCCAAGAGAGCCUUUAUUCUUUUUCAGACAUUCUUCUUAAAAUACUUGGUCUUCUGAGCCCCUUAAUCAUGGGUUGACGAAGAACUUUUUAUUAUUAUAUAUUUUUCUUUUUUAUGUCGAUACGGUCUGGAUAUGUGUAGGACUUGCUGUAUACCUUAGCUUAUGACGAUGAUUUCACAGGCCAUUAACGGAGCGCAUUCCGGGUUCAAUAUGUUAUAUUUUUCAUCCUGAUGGCUGGUUUCAAAAGUGACUCGGUGUAGCUUAUUUGCAGUGUAUAGUGGUGUUUACACUAGAGAUCUUUUCACAUAACGUAUUUGUAUUGGAAACGUCGUAUAGAUGCCGGGCUGUUGACAGAGUUGACAACCUGGCCAACCGCGAGUUUAGCCAAGUUGUCAUCAUAACCAAAUGAAUACGAAGGCCCACUUCGACUAGGUCAAUUAUCCAGAG